AUGUCAAGCUCAACGCCGAUCGUCGUUGGCGUAAUAUUCCCCGCCAAAAAAAUCGCGCGACUGCAAGAAGUUCUGGACGAGGAAGACAGUGAUGUCCGUUUCGUUCUAAUCGAUCUGGAAGCUGUAACACCCACGGGCGACUUUGAUUCUGAAGCUGAUGUGGAAGCCGCGGCCGAGCGCUUUGCUGCGCAAUACGGACCGCUGAACGCUUUGCUUCACAAGCUGGCACAUGAUAUGGUGUUUGCUAAGUUGGGGGACAAAAAAGCGUCUAAUCGAAUGCGAUUGGUGCAGCACUAUCUGCAACGUCAUCCAUCCUUACGCGUAGUAGACCCCAUCGACAGUGUGCGACUGCUGACGGACCGCUACGCGGCUUGCAUGAUGUUGCAGAACAUGGAGCAUAAAAAUAGCGGGAAAAUCCAACGCUUUAGGGUGCCCAAGUUCCAUAAAGUUGAUAACUUCGAGCGAUAUGAAAGACUGUUGAAGGAAGUAGAUGCUGGACUUACAAGACUUCCGCUUAUCUGCAAAUCUGUCGAAGCCUGCGCGACAGACCGUUCGCACAUGAUGAGUGUCAUUGCCAAGCGCGAAGACCUACGUUACGUCGAGUUUCCCACGUUAUAUCAGGAAUUUAUUAACCACUCGAACCGCCUUUUUAAAGGUUACGUAAUUGGCGACACGAUAAAUGUCGCUGAGCGUCGUUCGCUACCAAACAUCGUGGCUGGAUCAGCGCAACAAGUGCAUUUUAACACACAACAAGAUUACCCUACUGAACUAGAUUUUCAAUCGCAUGUCGACGAAAGCGCGCAAACAAAUAUCAAUGAUGGGAUGACGCAGCAAGAAAUUUUUGAAGCUGUGCAAGCUAUUGGCAGUGAACUUCGUGACGAGCUGGAAUUGACGCUAUUUGGCUUUGACGUCAUUGUAGCUGAAGGUAGCAUGGGCUUUUACGUGAUUGAUGUCAAUUACUUUCCAUCUUAUCAAGAGCUAAACGACUUUGGUGGUAUGCUGCGGAAACACAUCAAGCAAUUGUGCUGUCGUCGAUAG
Messenger RNA from Plasmopara halstedii, 1038 nucleotides. RefSeq names its product inositol-tetrakisphosphate 1-kinase-like. Gene Ontology annotation, cellular component: cytoplasm. Gene Ontology annotation, molecular function: ATP binding; magnesium ion binding; inositol-1,3,4-trisphosphate 5-kinase activity. The transcript is spliced from 3 exons. Gene Ontology annotation, biological process: inositol trisphosphate metabolic process. The record is from RefSeq and is a predicted model, not a curated record. NCBI's taxonomy places the organism in Eukaryota, Oomycota, Peronosporomycetes, Peronosporales, Peronosporaceae. The coding region runs from base 1 to 1038 and encodes 345 amino acids.